CGAAGCGCAGCACGAGAUCUCCGAAGCGUCUCAGGAGAUUAAGGCACCCAGCAGCAACUGCGUGAGGCCUCAAAGAACAGCGCCUUCGAGGUGACCCUAAAGGCGAUGCUCAAGGCGACGCGGAAGAAGCGCAGCAUCACGAGGUGGAGAGCACUGGAAACGUUCUUCGAGGGUUAUGUACGGCAGCUCGAGAAAAAGAGCCGCGAGAGGGACUAGGCGGGUUUCUACAGGCACCUCUCGAUGAUCAACAUCGAAGGUAAGAGGUCGUUCACCUCUCAGAACGUCAAGGACGAGGACAGCAAGGUCCUUCGGGACCUCACGUUUAUUCGCCAACGGUGGACACGGUGGUUCCACAAGCUUCUCAACACCAAGUCGCCGACCAUCGACCUGCAUGCGGCUGACAAGGUCAAGCGGUGGCCCACGUGCGUGCCACUCGACGACAUCCCAUCUCUACUUGAGGUUGAGGAAGCGGUACGGGAAAUGGCCAACAGAAAGGCCGUCGGGCCGGACGACCUACCGGCUGAGCUGAUCAAGCUUUUCCUGGACGGAGAUCAAGGUCUCCUUCGCGAAUUCCACGCCGUUGUAGUGGACGUGUGGCAGACUCGGGACGUACCACAGCAGUGGAAGGAUGCCACCAUCAAGGUGCUGUUUAAGAAGGGGGACACGAUGGAGUGCGGCAACUACCGGGGCAUCUCUCUCGUCGCACACGCCGGCAAGAGCGGUUUCCGCCCACACCGGUCGACGUUCGACAUGCUGUUCGCCAUCCAGCGGCUCCAUGAGCUCGCGAGGAAGAAGAGUACUGCGGUGUUCGCGUGCUUCGUCGACCUCACCAAGGCAUACGAUUCGGUGGACCGAGACCUACUGUGGGACGUGCUCCGACGCUUCGGCGUGCCCCCGAAGAUGCUGGCGGUCAUUCGCCACUUCCACGAGGGCAUGAGGGCGCGCGUCCGAACGGACGACGGGCAGUGCUCGGAAUGGUUCGGCGUGGGCCAAGGCCUCCGACAGGGAUGCAACCUGACUCCGCUGCUGUUCAACUUGUUCUUUGCCGCGAUGCUCAUGGUCUCCGUGGCCGAGUUCGACAAGGACCCCAAGGUGACGGAGGACAUGGUCAAGAUCGGGACACAAGUGGAGUACACGGGCAAGCAGGGCAGGUCGGCGGUGAAGAAGACGACGGUGGUGACCGACGCGGAGGCCUUGUGGGCCAUGCUCUACGCUGACGACGCGGCUAUCGUCUCGCGCUCGCCGGAGAGUCUCGAGAAGAUGAUGUCGGUCAUCGUGCGCGUGGCCGGCCUGUUCGGACUGAUGACAGAUCGGUUUGUGUACCUCGGACGUACCAUCUCCGCGGACGGGAAGGCCGACCGGGAGAUCACGAGCCGCAGCUGCCGCGCGUGGAAGUGCUACCGCCGGAACAGUGCUUCGAUAUACGACAGGUUACGGGCCAACCGCCAGCUCAAGAUCCGGCUAGUCCAGACUGAAGUGGUGGAGACUCUCCUGUAUUGGUGUGCCUCGUGGAGCCUUUUAGCGGAGCACUACACGAAGCUCAAUGGGACCCACCGCCAGUUCCUCACACGGUGCAUCGGCUGGAGCAAGCGGAAACGCUCAGACCGCCCCCUGUCCUAUGCCCAGGCCCUCAUCCAGGCAGGCUGCGAGGAAACCAUCGAGGCCACCGUGCGCAAACGGAGACUGUGUNAGUACGGCCAUCUCAGGACCGAAGAGAAAGAGAGCCGGGGAAGCGGCGGUGGGGGGAAAGAAACGGCGACCGGGUACUGCUGUAGAAGCGAGUAG
Messenger RNA from Ectocarpus sp. CCAP 1310/34, 1785 nucleotides. The record is from the annotation of a GenBank genome assembly. NCBI's taxonomy places the organism in Eukaryota, Phaeophyceae, Ectocarpales, Ectocarpaceae.